This is a messenger RNA of Caenorhabditis angaria, 5097 nucleotides long. Lineage: Eukaryota; Metazoa; Nematoda; Chromadorea; Rhabditida; Rhabditidae. The record is from the annotation of a GenBank genome assembly.
AUGAGAUCUAUUAUUUUUCUUCUUGUGAUUUUGGUGGGUUUUCUUUUUUUUUGAAGAAUUUUCUCAGAAAAAAUAAUUAGUGAAAAUGGGUUUUUGUUGUUUUGUCUUUUUUUUUGAAGAAACAGAAAAAUCACACAUUUUUUCUGAAUUUCGUUGAGUGAAGUAAGAUGAGAGUCAUUAGUAGGGCAACAAAUGACAACAACAAAAAUGAUGUCAAAAAAUUGUUGAUUUUUUCGCAAGGAGCUAAUGAGCUGAAAAAUGAACUCAUAGUCAGGGAAAAAGUUCGAAUUUCCAAGUGAAGUACAAGAAUUAGAUAUUUUUAGGUCAAACAUCAACUAGAAAAUGAUUUUCUGAAAAUCAAAAGAAGAAUUUACAGAGAUCUUUCAGCUUUGAACUUAAUUUUUGAAUCUGUAAAUUCAGAGGGGUUUUCACGACAGAAACAUGCAAGUUAGCUUAAUUAUGCUGAAAAUCAUUAGAACUUCGAAAUUUUAAAUUAAAAAAUAUCUGAAAAUUUGGAAAAAAAUUAUGGGAAUCUAAAGUUGUUUAACAAUAAGAGUGGCAAUGUUGAAAGACGAAACCAACUAGAAAAAUUGGCUGUGAAAAAAAAAAAUAUUUUAAAAAAUCAAAUUCCACGUGGCAAUUAGAAUCUCCAAAAACAACUUGUCAUGCAGAAAUUUUUCUGAAACCCUGUGAUUUUUCUUCACACACCAAUUUAGAUGUCCACGUGGAAAUUAGCAAAUCACACUUUUCUGUCUGUUUCUGUUGAUGGAACUUCCACGUGAUGUCUUAUAGACUCUCGUUGCAACUUCCAAAAACAUCUACGUCAGCGUUGUGUGAAAUAAAUAUAUUUUGCAAAUCGAAAAAAAAACACACACACGAGGAAAGUUACUUAUCCUAACCUCACCACAAAAUAAUUCGUGUGUUAGGACACAGAUGUGAAAUUGGUUUUGACACAUUUCCCAAAGGAUCUCCGCUAGACUUUUUCUUUUUUGUCUUUAAUUAACUUUCGCCGCUCGAUGUUUUUUCCGAAAUCCGCAAGAAAUUUGUUUAUUAUAUGUGUUUUUUCGGACGAAAGAAAGAAAAGAAAAUUUCAAAAAUUUACUGAAUUUCAACGACUAGAUUUUUGAAUACUGUAGCUCAGAUUUGAUGCUGAAACAUUGCAAAUUAUCACAUUUCUCCAGAAGUUUUCAAAACGUUAUCAAAGUCUCUGUGAGAUUUAUUGAAAAUCAUGUUUUUUUUUUCAAAAUCGUAAGGAUUUUGUUUAUUUUUUCGAAAAAUUCGAAUGUUUAUUUAAUGAACUAAGGGUAUAUAUUUUGAGGAACCGCCGCGCCAGCGAAAAAUAUUUAAUAUUUUGAAUAUUCAAAUUUGUUCUCUGGAUAUACUGAAAAACAAACAACAAUAAUAAUACAGCUUGAGAAAAACAUUUGAAUUCAAAAAAUUUAAAUUCUAGGUCACACUCACUGAAAGUUCGGCCAUCAGAAUUCAACCGGUUUUUAUGACGACAAAAAGGGCAUUUGAUCGUUUGGGCAAUAGUGCUUUCGACACUUUUGAUAAACGUGCUUUUGAUACUUUGGUGAGUUUUGAAUUUUUUGUCACGACAUAGUGCAAAAUUUGAAUAUUCAUUUAACUGAGAAAGUGCGCUCAAUUGAUAAACAUGUUUAUUUUUCUAAAAUUCAAAUAGGCAUAUUUUUACUUUAUUUUUGCCAUUUUCAAAAUAUGUUCUUUUAUAAAAGUGCGUUCGUUCUACUGAUCAUUCAAUUUUUCAGGGAGGAAACGCAUUCAACAAACGAGCUUUCGACACAUUGGUGAGUUUUUUUCAAGUUUUUUGCCACGUCAUAACUUCAUUUUUCAGUUGGAAAAGUUUUUCUCGGAAAAUUAAAAGAGAAAGUGCUCUUUAAUAAAAUCGCAUUCCUUCUAGAAAUUUGAAUUUUUCAGGGUGGAAAUGCUUUCAACAAACGAGCUUUUGACACAUUGGUGAGUUGGAUUUGCCACGUCAUGACUCAGAAAAAAGUCAACAGAGCAUGGAUGCUCGAAGUUUCAAUGACUGAAGUGCAGUCCAUUAAAAAUAUGACGUUUUCUUGUUAUCCUAAAAAUUUAUGUCGAGUUAUGACGUGGCACUUCAAAUAUAUUUUUGAAACGUCAUAACUAUGGUAAUUACGAUAAUAUCUUGCGACGUCAUAACUUGAAACACUCAAGAAAAUUUAUUUUCCCUUACUAUUUGUAAUUUGUAAUUCACUCCAAUAAAUACACAACAAUCAAAACAGGCUUAAUUUUUUACGUUACUAUAAAUAAUUUUGAAACCUAUUUUUUCCAGGGUGGAAACGCAUUCAACAAACGAGCUUUUGACACAUUGGUGAGUUGAAUUUUCCACGUCAUAACUUCAAAACUAGCAAAUCUUAUCUAUUUUUGCAGGGCGGAAAUGCUUUCAAUAAACGCGCUUUUGAUACCUUGGUAAGUUAGUAUAACUUAAAAAUAUAUAUAGUGUUUUUUAUCCAAAAAAAUAGUGAAUUGAAGUUAAUGACUACAAAAAGUAGGAUAUUUCCCAACCAAAAACAAUUUGGAGUUGAAUUUGAACAAAGAAUCGGCCCUCUUUGAUUUUUGAAAUGAGAAAACUUUAAAAAUAGUCAACUGGAAUUGGAGUGAUUCGAAAAAUACAAUUUGAACUCAACUCUCGAUUUGUUUGAUUCUGGAAAAUCUGGAAGACCUGAAAACUUUGAUAUUAUCUUUUAAAGGAUUUUGAGAAAUUUUUUUGAACAUUUUCAAAAAAAUUAUUGAGAAUAAUUUCCAGGAUAAGAAUUUUUUAAAAGAAAAUUUGAAAAAUAGAAAAAAGUUCGAUCUCAAGAUUCUUGAUUUUUGCAGGGCUCAAAUGCGUUCCAGAAAAGAGCAUUCGACACAAUAGGAACAUCGGCUUUUGGCGAUUUCGAUUUCGACGAUUACCGAUACAACAAACGCGCUUUUGAUACAUUGGGCCGAACGGCUUUUGGAGAUAUGAUGCGAAAACGCGCUUUUGAUUCUUUAGUGAGUCUUGAACAAAUUUUAAUUCCACGUUUUUUAACAUCAAAGAAUCCCCUUGGUUACUUCAGAAUUCCUACGUGGAUUACUGUAUUGUCAUUCCGAAAAAAAAAGAACCUUGGAAGAGAACCGAAAUGGCCUAAGACACCAAGACUACAGUAGACUUCGCAAAAUUUUGGAGUCUAUUUGAAAAAUAAAAUGCGAAAUUUACACGCUGGCUAUUUGCCAACCAGUUUGAUGUGCAUGUGUCACGUCAUUUUUAGUCUACUGUACGUGAGCGCCAAUUUAAACGAGGGUUCUUUUAUUUUCGGAUUGACAAUAUUAGUGUAUUAGGUAAAUCCACAAUCUUAAAAAAUAUCUGAUAUUUCAAAAAAAUUUUUUUUUCAUUCAGAGAAAUGUGAAGUUUUCGAUAACUUUGGGCUCUCUCAUUUUAUUUUAGACCCAUAUUCAAAAUAUUUUUAUUUUCAGGGCAACAUGGCCGGCUUCGACAAAAAGUGAUCUUCAAAAAACAACUUCAACUUCAACUUCUACUAAUAAUAAUACUGAUUUUUAAAACUUUUCAAAGAAAAAACUAUCACUAAUAAUAAGAAGAAAAUAAGAAAAUCAAUCUAUUUACCGGUUUGCGUGUGAAAUAAACAUAAUGACGUUAAUUAAAAUCUUUUUUGUGGUCGAGAAAAAAAUCCAACAAAAAUUGAAAUGUGUGGGUUUUUUAAUGACUGAUGCGAUAAUGUAUUCGAUUGUCAUGGAAAAUAAUAAAAAAUAAAGAAUAAAAAUUGUGCGGGGGAUUUUUCUGGAUUAUUCAAGAAUCGUAAAUUCACCGCGUGGAUUUUGGACGAAAAACAUUGAGAAAUUUUCAGAAGAGAUUUUCAGAGGUACUGGAAAAAUUAAAUGUUUAAAAUUUAAAUUUAGUUUCAUCUGAUAAUUACAAAAUCACUUCGAGUUAAUUUUUAUCAUAGUCCUCACUACUAAUUUUUUUAAAAAAUAUGUUUUGUUAGAAAUUUUACUGGUAAAAUGAACUUCUAUGUCAUAGGGUAUUUAUUUUUCAAAAGAUUUCAAACUUUCUAAAUUUUAAUCGAGGAGUUCGGGGAGAUUAAAAAAAUCAUAAAAUUUUCCCGAUCGGGAAAUUUUUUUCGAAAAAAACAUCGAUGUUUACUUUUUUCAAACCCUGCGAGGGGUUUUUUUUUCAAUGAAAAACAUAGAUUUCGAGGACGUUUUGGGCUUUUCAGUCAAUCUAACGAAAAGAAUUUUUAGUCAAUCUAUUAUUUCAUUUUUUUCGAGGUUCUGGGCUCAAAAAAUGAGUUGAAAAAUAAAAUUUGAAAUUUUCAGUCAAUCUAACGAAGAGAAUUUUUAGUCAAUCUACUAGGGGCUAUUAGCCCCCAGGCGAAACAGUCUUCUUAUUAUUUCAGUUCCAUUUUUUUCUGUGAUUAUUUUCAAUUUUCUGUGGAAAACAAAUUCAUGAAAAAUUUCAAGUUUUUUUAUCAAAAAAUGACUCGUGGCAAAAUCAGGAAGGCUUCCUAAUUUUGCCAUGGAUGAAGUCAUCAAACUAUUUUUCAUAAAAAAAAUAUUGAAUCUCUUUUUUUAUUUGCAUAAUUAUAGACAUGACCGUCUCCAUACAGAAAUUUCGGUUUGAAGACAUGACUUUUUCUCAAUAAUUUCAUUUCUGGAUGAAAUUCUGAAUUUUCUUGUUUUUUAACCGUGUUAAAAAUUUUCUUUCAAUUUUUUUAGCUUCAAAAUUGCUUCUGGGUGGCUUACUAAGCCUAAGCCUGAGAGCAAGUGUCAUUUAGGUCCCAACUCAUCGACUUCAUUUUUCCAUUUUUGGAUUAUUCCAAAUCUGUUACUUUUUUUGUUGACUGUAUACACGAAAAUAAACAUUUCAAUUUUUGUCAGCUACCCAUUCAAUUAAGUCAAGAAGAGCUGGAAAUGACGAUGACGAAUUGCGAACGCGAAAUUCGCCGGAAAUUUGAGGAGGCUGAAUCAAGAGCAAUUGCCAUUUUGCCGAUUGCGAUGAGUUUGGCGACGAUUGAGGAGUUUGUGACAAUGAUUAAUAAGAAUUCGGAGAAACGGAUUCCUGAGAUUGCGAGGUAA